CGGCUACUAUGCGCGUCAUCUUUCAGCGACGGAAGUUGGUAGAGUCGGGGCGUCCGGAGAGGUUGGUUGGAAGCGCGGACUGGGAACCUUCUCGGUGUUACCCAGAGACUAACAAUGGACACUCAGCAGGACGUUCAACCUCCAAAGCAGCAGCCAAUGAUCUAUAUCUGUGGAGAAUGUCACACAGAAAAUGAAAUUAAAUCCAGGGAUCCAAUCAGAUGUAGAGAAUGUGGAUACAGAAUCAUGUACAAGAAAAGAACUAAAAGAUUGGUGGUUUUUGAUGCUCGGUGAAACAUGAGAAUUCAGAAAAGUGUCUUCGUUGGUACCUGGAUUUGUCCCUUAAUGAGUCUCAUUGUUGGAUAGCUUUUAAUUUAACAUACUUUUAAUUUAACAUACUUAAGAAUACAACUGUAAACUGUAAAAAAAUGAUUUCAUUUUUAUUUCAUUUUCAAAACCAGAUUGUUUUUAGGUAUCUAAAUAUACUUUGUAUAAAGAAUUUUUUUGUUCAGUGAUAUGGCUAGUAAUUUAAUUUUAUCAUGUAUGUAGUCUGACAACAAUAAAAGUUAAAAUUGUUUUCCUAAACCAUACUUUUAAUAAAAUUUAUUAGAAAUUCAGAUUACUAGAGCUCUCUAAAGAUCUGAUUAAAUACGUUCCUUAGAAACCACUGUUCUUUGUCAUUGUUUGUAAACAUGAUAGCACCGUUUGGUACAAAGUAUACCAGUAUACUAGCUGCUGUGUAAAGUUAUGAAAAAUAAUAAUAGAAAUCAGAAGUGAAUAGAUAUAUAAAAAGAUGUAAAACAAGUUGCUUUCUCAUACAUACAGAUACAUCCCACCCUACUGAAACAAGUCCUAUGUAGAAGACUAGUCAAGGUGGAGUGGUUACUGGAGCAGAAAACUGAAUGAUGAGAAGGAGCUGGCUAUAGGAAAACAGGAAGGAACAUUGCUGAGGUGGAGGAAACAGCCGUUGUAAAAGCUCUGGGGUGGGAUGUGAGCUCAUCUUGUUUCCCUUUUAAUGAAGACACUCUGACAGACUUUGUGAGCAGUGAGAUAGUGGGAAGAGAUGAGGGUUGCAGAGGUGGGCAGAAGCCAGAAGCUAAGUUAGGAUGCUGUGUUGGAGAGCAGCUGGGACAGUGAGCAAGGGAGUGACAUGAUUUACAGGGUCAGGUGUCUGUAGUAACUAAUGCCAGAGAUAAUAGCUGGGCCAGGGUGGUUACUGUGGAAAGGAUGAGCUAUAACUGUGGAACCCAUUUUGAAGCUGAGUCAAAAGGACUUAUGAGUAGCACAACAAAGAGCUCAAUAAGCCAUAUGGACCUUGGUGUAAGACUUUGGGACCAGAUACCCAGACUGCCCCUUGUUAGCUGGCCAUGUGCACCUACCAGGCCUCUCAUACACAUCUUGUUUCUUGGAUGCAAUGUUUUCUUUUGUGUCGAUAAAGACUAGUGAUGACUUUCA
Molecule: messenger RNA, 1452 nt
Organism: Chinchilla lanigera (long-tailed chinchilla)
Lineage: Eukaryota; Metazoa; Chordata; Mammalia; Rodentia; Chinchillidae
Gene: Polr2k
Product: polymerase (RNA) II (DNA directed) polypeptide K, 7.0kDa
Exons: 4
Coding region: 115-291 (58 amino acids)
Biological process (GO): DNA-templated transcription
Cellular component (GO): RNA polymerase II, core complex; RNA polymerase I complex; RNA polymerase III complex
Molecular function (GO): DNA-directed RNA polymerase activity; zinc ion binding; DNA binding
Source: RefSeq, a predicted model, not a curated record